This is a messenger RNA of Pogonomyrmex barbatus (red harvester ant), 438 nucleotides long. RefSeq lists its product as uncharacterized. The record is from RefSeq and is a predicted model, not a curated record. NCBI's taxonomy places the organism in Eukaryota, Metazoa, Arthropoda, Insecta, Hymenoptera, Formicidae.
AUGGCACCGGCCGCCUGCGUGCGUCCGUGCGUGCGUCCGUGCGUCCGUGCGUCCGUCCGUGCGUGCGUGCGUGCGUAUGCCUCCUCACUCGCGAGCAUCGUGAUCGUACCUGGCGGGGCAAUCCUGCCGCGGCACGUGUUCACAUGCCGCGACGCUCAUCUCGGAUGCAUCUCGGUGCAGGCGGCGCGAGAGGAUAAAGGGCGCGUCGCGGCCGCCCGAUGCGAUGCGGCCUGCCGCGAUGCGAAUGCCGCGGCGCGAAGCUUGAAAGCUGUCGGGAUAGCGGAAGCGUGUCCUUCGGUACGAGCCGACGACGGGGGACCGAGCAUGAUCGGAAAGUGCUUUACCUUCUUAAAACCGGAUAGCUCGGAACGCUCGCGAGUGCCUCACUCGUGUUUUUACGCUUGUACGCUCGACCUCUUGACCGGCCGAGGAUCAUAA